Messenger RNA from Pelobates fuscus (common spadefoot toad), 6207 nucleotides. It is a transcript of the gene KCNN3, whose product is annotated as potassium calcium-activated channel subfamily N member 3. Gene Ontology annotation, biological process: potassium ion transmembrane transport. The coding region runs from base 249 to 2282 and encodes 677 amino acids. Gene Ontology annotation, cellular component: neuron projection; plasma membrane; neuronal cell body. Gene Ontology annotation, molecular function: small conductance calcium-activated potassium channel activity; calmodulin binding. Lineage: Eukaryota; Metazoa; Chordata; Amphibia; Anura; Pelobatidae. The transcript is spliced from 8 exons. The record is from RefSeq and is a predicted model, not a curated record.
GAGAGGAGAGAGAAAGCUGUUGAAGGAAGGAGUAGUCACACAUAGAUCUAGCUCCUAGUCACUAGCACCUUCUCACACAACGAUGUCUAGGAGCUGCCUCUGAAGGAAAGCAGGAGGCAAGAAGCCAAAGAAAACAGGAAUUCACUGCACUUUGGAGACAACAUUCAUUAUCAUUUUUUUAUUUCCUUUUAAUUCCCAUUCAAAGAGUCAGGAUUGGGGGGCUGAAGGUAACCAGUCAUAUCCAAACCAUGGACACGUCAGGUCACUUCCAUGAUUCAGGAGUUGGAGACAUGGAAGAAGACCCUAAGUGCCAGUGUCCUGUUGCUGGGGACGAAAGCCACCAGCAUUCUCUCAACCAGCUGCAGAGCCAGACAUAUCACCACAGCCUGUUGCACUCCUCGCCAACUGGUUACAGGGCUCCUCCUUCCGCAAACACCACCACCGCUCUCCACCCUUCCUCCAGGCAGGGCAGCCAGCUCAAUUUAAAUGACCACUUGGUUGGACACUCUCCAACUUCGGCGUCUACAAGUGGUGCUGGAGGAGGAUGCAAGCACAGACAAGCCAGUCCUCUCGUCCACAGAAGGGACAGCAACCCAUUCACCGAAAUAGCCAUGAGCUCUUGUAAAUACACAGGAGGGGUGAUGAAGCCCCUCAGCCGACUAAGUGCCUCCAGAAGGAAUCUGAUAGAGUCGGAGCCGGAGAGCCAACCUCUACAGAUCUUCAACUCCAGCAACCCACCGGAGAUAGUCAUCUCGUCCAAGGAUGAGCACCGCUCUAACCAGACUUUGCACCACCACCCCAAUGCCACUCACAAUCACCAAAACUCAGGCAAUAACAGCAUCAACAACUACCCAAAAGCCAACAAGAGGAAAAAUCAAAAUAUUGGAUACAAGCUGGGACACAGGAGGGCACUUUUCGAGAAGAGGAAGAGGCUUAGUGACUACGCCUUGAUAUUCGGGAUGUUUGGGAUAGUUGUAAUGGUCAUUGAGACUGAACUGUCUUGGGGUUUGUACGAAAAGGACUCCAUGUUUUCCCUGGCCUUGAAAUGCCUUAUAAGCUUCUCCUCCAUCAUCCUAUUGGGUCUGAUCAUCGCUUACCAUGCAAGGGAGGUACAGCUCUUUGUCAUAGACAAUGGUGCAGAUGACUGGAGGAUUGCGAUGACCUAUGAGAGGAUAUUCUACAUCAGCCUGGAGCUGCUGAUCUGUGCCAUUCACCCUAUCCCCGGAGAAUACAAAUUCUUCUGGAACGCUCGACUGGCGUUCUCUUACACACCGUCCCAGGCUGAGGCAGAUGUAGACAUUAUUCUUUCUAUACCAAUGUUCCUGAGGCUUUAUUUGAUAGCCCGGGUCAUGCUUUUGCACAGCAAGCUCUUCACGGACGCCUCAUCCCGCAGCAUAGGGGCGCUCAACAAAAUCAAUUUCAACACCCGCUUUGUGAUGAAGACUUUGAUGACCAUCUGCCCGGGAACGGUUCUUCUGGUCUUCAGCAUUUCCCUGUGGAUUAUUGCUGCCUGGACUGUACGGGUGUGUGAGAGGUACCAUGACCAACAAGAUGUGACCAGCAACUUUCUAGGGGCAAUGUGGCUCAUCUCUAUUACGUUCCUCUCCAUCGGAUACGGUGAUAUGGUGCCAAACACCUACUGUGGAAAAGGCGUCUGUCUGCUCACUGGCAUUAUGGGCGCUGGAUGUACCGCCUUGGUGGUAGCUGUGGUUGCCAGGAAACUGGAGUUGACAAAAGCCGAGAAACACGUCCAUAAUUUUAUGAUGGAUACACAGCUUACCAAACGGAUAAAAAAUGCAGCUGCUAAUGUCCUGCGAGAAACGUGGCUAAUUUACAAGCACACCAAGCUGUUAAAGAAGAUCGACCAUGCCAAAGUCCGCAAACACCAGAGAAAGUUUCUUCAGGCCAUUCACCAACUUAGGAGUGUAAAGAUGGAACAGAGAAAAUUGAGUGAUCAAGCCAACACUCUGGUGGAUCUCUCCAAGAUGCAGAGCGUGAUGUAUGAUCUUAUCACUGAACUGAACGACAGGAGUGAGGAUUUGGAGAAGCAGAUCGGCAGCCUGGAAACCAAGCUGGAUCAGAUCACCUCCAACUUCAACACACUUCCUGCCCUAAUUGUGGAUGCCCUGCGUCAACAGCAGCAGCACAUCCUUUCUGUUGUCCUGGAAUCCCGCGGACUUGGCGUUGCUGUGGGGACUCCCCAGACCCCUUUAUCGGACAGCCCCAUGGGGAUCAGUUCAGCAUCCUUUCCAACGCCACACACCAGUUCGAGUAGCUGUUGAGCGGCAAAGGAAGAAGCGAGGCAUUAGUUGCCCAAAAUGUAUCUUCUCUCUAGAAAUAUUAGGAGGGGCUCAGCUCUCUAAUCAGACUGCUGGGUCCCUGAACAUUAUGUAAUCUCAGCUAACCUGUGGCAGGACCUCACUGUAGGAAAGAAUGGCCAGCCUUUGCGGUCUAACAUCGGAGGCGCAGAACGAAUACCACAAGAAAAAGAGAUCUAAUCAUUCACUGCCAAGUAGCCUGCAAUGCUUUGCAAAGAAGAAAAGGGGGUGAUACAACCCCAAAGCUCUUGUCCGUAUGCUCAUUGUUCUUCCCUAGUUCCUUAUGGUCAAAAACAGACCUCAAAACGUUCAGGCACUUUUAAUGGAUAAAUAUAGGGUCCUUUGUAAUUACUGGAAAAAAUCUUGCGUGUUGCCGGAUUCCUACAUUAUCAUAAAGGAGUUACUGCAUAUGGAUGGACAUCCAUCUCUAAUGCAAGCAAGGGCACUCCUAGUGGUAAGAGCAAGGUACUGCCAUUUGCUAAGGACGAGGCAAGUGGAAUGAAGAAUUAUCAAAGGGGUACACUUUACACAAAAAAAAUAUAAAUAUAAAAACAAAAUGUGGGCUAUUACAGGCCGUUAUGGUAUUACUCUAACGCAAAGUUCAAGUUUUCCUUGCAUGUGGCAUUUGUGUGCCAAUGUUUUAUGGGGUACAACUUCACUUAAAUCUUUUUUUUUUUUUUGGCACAAUUCUGUGCUUGGCAUACAGAUGUAUUUAUAUUUAUAUACAGUAAACUGGCUGGCAUUUGACUCAAAUGUACAGCAUUGAUAAAAAAUAAAAUAAAAAAAAACCUCUGCUACCUCUAAGGUGGCUAAAAUAAUUGAAUACGCUUCGCCUGCCCGUGCUCCCGGUGAGUCCACAACAUAUUUUUGCCUUAGUACAUAUGGAACACUUUCGAGGGCACACUGUUUUUGCACCAAAACCCACUCAAAAGCGCUCUUCCAGUGUGUGUUAAGCUUUGCGUGGAAAGCGACUGAUGUUGCAGUAGAGCGUGUGAAUGUGGAGUGCUAUAUAAAUCACUGUGGAUAUGACAGUCUGUGUGGCUCACAGCUGCACGAACGGGGACUUAAAAAAAUAAAUAAAAAAUAUGAUGACAAUUGGAGCAGUGGCUCCUGCUAUGCCUUGUACUGAGAAGGACAGCUGUGAACCUGUAAAAGGACCCCCAAAAAGACAAUAACUACCAUAUUUAAAAAAAAACAAAACUGCAGAAUUUAUGCUUCAAACAAUCAAGUGUAUCCCACACUGCUCUGGAGAUGAAUGGCACUCUGCAAUGAACAUGCCAACAAUGAUGCCGCAUACAGUUACUGCAGUCAUUUUGGCAGAUUUUUUUUUUUUUUUUUUUUUUAAACAGACGGUACAAUUACACCCAUUGCUCCCAUCAGCUUAGAAAGUGGGUUGAACUCCACAAACAAAGUUGGGUGCUUAAUAUAGUAAUCUGGCUCCCAGGUUCUAUGAAAUCAAUUUUUGCUCCUGUUUUUCUUGGUAGUACUACUACUGCUGUAGAAGACAGAAUACUUCUAGUCUGGCAAGUUUGUAUCCAGGCCUUUACAAACCAAUCUAAUAACGCACGACAACUGGGAAUGGGUCUACACCAAUCAUCUCUCUAUGAAAUGCUAGAUAAAAACUGUAUCAUGAUUUGAAAAGGCAUCAGAGAGCAUGAUUGGAUUUGUGUGUGCAAUGCUGUGGAAAGAAAAAUAGUAGUGAGCCACAUUUCUAUUAUAGAAUAUUCUUUAGGGUUUCCUGUUCCGCUACAACGGGUAGGAGGCUGCAGUAACUUGUGCAGCCGAGUUAUACUCGGCAUUGCUCAAUAAUACCGCAUGUUUACAUCUAUAGAGUUACAUUUGUUUCUGAGCAGAUUGGGCAUUAUAGAACGACCGUUACUGUGUAGAAAAGAGAACUUGGAAUCAUCAUCUGCUUCUUAGCUCUAACAACAACAGUAUCUGCCACUUCGGAGGAAACGCACAAAACAACACACUACAGGGAUUGUCCAGAAUCGUAUAUAGAGAGUAUUAUAAACCCAGUAAACUGGGCAUCCCAGCUCCGUCGCUCACAUUCCAGACACUCAGUGUUAUUCCUACAAAACAAAGUAUUAUAUAAACACACAUCCCUCUACAAAAAGAUCACUAAACACAUUUGGCCUAAAAAAAUGUGGAACAGGGAAACAUCAGGUAAACAUGGAACAUUGUUUUACAUUUAGGUUUGGAUUCCUUUUAGUGAACACACAUAAUGAAACCUCUGUGAUGUGGUUUUGAUUUUUUGACAGAUGAUAGAGGUAGUGUGAGUGAUCUUACAUGAAGAUGGGGGUGGGGACAGUCCUUUUCAUUUAUUUUUUUAAAUAAUAUAUUAUAAACAUCUCCCAGUUAAAGCAUAUAUAUAUUUUUUUUAAAAAAGAUAAUGCAACAGUAAAGUUUACGUGUGUGUUAUAGAGGAAAAAAAGUGUCAUAUAAAGGGUUACUAGUUAUUUUUUAUUAUUUUGUAUUUAUCUUUAUUUGCUAACUGAGAUGAUUGCAAGCCUUUAAAACCCUUAGAAUUCAGUUAGUCCACUAAAAACAGGUAUUGCAAGAUAUUAAUUGCAUCUAACUUCUACUACAAUAUAUCAUAUAUCUAAAAAAUACACACACAAACUGCUAGGCAUCAGAUGCAUGGAAUAUAAUAUGAGAACAAAUAUUUCCAGGUGCAGAUUUUACCACAAGAAGACAAUAUAUUGAAUAAACAAUGCCAGCUCUGCCAAAGAGGCUUCAAAGGGACACUUUUGUCACCAAAACAACUUUAGUUUAAUGAAGCAGUUUUGGUGUAUAGAUCGUGGCCCUGCAGUUGCACUGCUCAAUUCUCUGCCAUUUAGGAGUUAAAUCACUUUGUUUAUGCAGCCCUAGUCACACCUCCUUGCAUGUGACUUGCUUGACCUUCCUAAACACUUCCUGUAAAGAGACAUCUAAUGUUUACACUUAAUUUCUUGCAAAUUCUGUUUAAUUUAGAAUGUUGUAUCUGCUGCACUGUUAAUAGCUUGCUGGACCUUGCAGGAGCCUCCUGUAUGUGAGUAAAGUUCAAUUUACGGAGCAGGAGGUAAAAAAUUUUUAAGUGAUUCAAAAAAUUUUUUUUUCAUGCAGUCUGUGUCACUCAUAGCCAGUGGAGGUGUGGCAAGGGCUGCAUAAACAGAACCAAAAGUGCUUAGACUUCUAAAUAGCAUAAAAUUAUGCAGUGAGACUUCAGAAGCAUGAUCUGUACACAAAAACUGCUUCAUGAAGCUAAAGUUGUUUUGGUGACAAAAGUGUCCCUUUAACUCUCCCAUUUGAGUUUUUUUCUGUUUCUUUUAGAUCAGUGUUUUUCUCAGAGUUUGUAUUGUUUUUCCAGUGUAUUGUUCUCCUGUGGUGCACUGUGAACAUAGAAACGUGUACCCCCCAUUGAUGCAAUAUUUCGUGUAUCUGACGCCUUAUACCUGCAUGACUAUAUAAUUUUCAGCUACAUACUUAAAUUCCCCCGAAAAAGGGACCUCAGUGUUCUGAAAAAAAAUUGCAGUUAUCCAAUAACGGUAUAACCUUUACAUCACUUUCAUGAUAUUUUUUUAUCACAGAAGUAGUUUUCUUCAAUUAAGCUAGACGUGCAAUUUAUCUAUAUAUUUUCUAGAAAUCAGUAGGAUUUAGCGCAGGAUUGUGUCUAAUUACAAACUGAAUUUACUGCACUUUUAAUAAAUUGCCCUGGUCAGGUGGAAGACUUAGAGACUUUGGUUGAACAUUAGCAGUACUCUUCUGAAUAUACUCAGGAGGUGCUACCAGGCAAAAUCUAGCUAGCUGUGCCAAUGGCAUUCCAAUAAAGAGGGCAGAAAUUAAGAAGCAAGUUCUAUUGGGCAGGAGGUAGAUCGAUUAAAAGUAUACAUAAAAAAAAUUGAGUGGG